Meloidogyne enterolobii is the source of this 802-nucleotide messenger RNA. The record is from the annotation of a GenBank genome assembly. NCBI's taxonomy places the organism in Eukaryota, Metazoa, Nematoda, Chromadorea, Rhabditida, Meloidogynidae.
UUUUAUUUUUGGGCCUUUUCUCUUUUUAACCUUUUUUUUCUUGUUAAUUUUAAGAUUUUUAAAAUGAAAGAAACUGCUGAUAUUAAACAAAGUCCAAGUAUUAUUCGUCCAAAAUUAGAACAAAUCCAACGACGUUCGUCACCUAGAAAACGUCCGGCACCCAAAAUUGAAGAAUCUGAACAUGUUGUAGUUGAUGAUAUUAUUGAACCUGUUGUGCCUGAAAAACAACAAAAAACGGAGGAGGAGGUCCCACAACAAAAACAAGAAGUAGUUGAAUUUGUGAGAGGAUUUACUAACAAGGGAGCAAUUUGUAUUUGGCAUAACGGAUUUCGCUAUCACAAACAUUAUGGAACUUAUUGGCGUUGUAGUAACCGCAAAUGUCCGGCAAAUGCAACAGCUUCUGAACAAGAAGAUGGCAAAAUUGUUGGAAGAGUACGAAAUACGCAUACUCAUUUACCUCAACCUGAGCAAAGAUUGGCUGAAAUUAAACGUCAAGAAUUACGACAACGAGCUAGAGAUGAACCUCAUAUAAGCAGGGCAACUUUAAUUGCAAGUAUUCGAGCUGGAAUUGAUGAUGAAACUUUUGUGGCUUUGGGAACGGAUGCUUCUCUUUCGCAUAUGGCUUAUAGAAAGGAUCAAACUUUAUGGAAAAGUUCGCCCAAACUUAGGAUUAUCGGAUGUCUUGGAUGUAAAAUUGCCGCCUGCUUUAACCGAGAGACAGGGCCAAUCGAUAUUUUUGUAUGAUUCAAGGACUGCUCGGGCACGUGAUAAAGAUGCAGUUUUUGUGUUUGCACAUCCAUAU